ACAACUGCUGUCAACUGUCAUUCAUCCACCAUCCUUCUUUUUAAAAACACUGCACGUGUUAUUAUUUUGUGAAAAUGGAAAUGUCUGAAAAGAAAAUUAAAUAUUUGGUAGCAGAUACAACGGCAUUUAUUAAUGUUGUCCAAUUACAUGAAUACGCCGAAAAUAUUCUCACAGUUCCCGAUGUUAUUGAAGAAGUCAAACACAAACGACAAAUACGUCGUUUGGUUGUUUUGCCAUUUGAUCUACAAAUUCGUGAACCUCAUUCCGAAUGUCUUAAAUUCGUAACAGAAUUUUCAAAGAAAACUGGAGACUAUGCCAGUUUAUCGGCAAUCGAUUUGAAAAUAAUUGCUCUAACUUAUGAAUUAGAAAAAGAACAUGUUGGUUCCGAUCACAUCAAAACACAACAUUGCAUUUCCAGAGUUGUUGCUUCUAAAAAGAAACCAGAAGAGCUUAUAGGCAAUACUAAAUUGGCUGGAUUCUAUGUUCCGAAAAAAGGUGUUCGAGCAGACGGAAGCCCAGAAACUGAUGAAAGUGAAAGCGAAUCAGAAUCCGAAGAGCAUUUACUUGAAAGUGAACAAUCUAAUGUGGAAUCGGAAGAAAAACCUGUAAGCACAGAGCAAACUAAAAACACAGAAAAAGUAGAACCGAAGAAUGCUCCAACCGAAAAAGAAUGUCACGAUGCAAAUGAAAACGACGAUUAUACCGAAGAAGAAUUAGAAAAAUCGUUUGCAAAUCUGAACUGCGAUUCAGAGAACGCUACUGACAUUCUAGCUCCUACCAACGUUCCAGAAGUUGAUUGUUCAUCCGAAGACGAAGAUGAACAAAGUGAGGAAAAUGAAGAAUUUGGUGCUGAAGAUGGCGACGACUACAAUGAUGAUAGUGGUUGGAUAACUCCAUCAAAUAUCAAAAAAGUAAAGAAAGAUCUUGAGGGUAAAAUCGAAGAUGAAGUUAUUCCAGUUGUUGCUUGCAUGUCAACAGAUUUUGCUAUUCAGAAUGUCCUCAAACAAAUGAACCUCAAUGUUUCUGCCUUGAAUGGCCGUGUGAUUAAACACGUUCGAACAUACAUUUUGCGUUGUUAUACUUGUUUCAAAACAACCAGUGUCAUGACAAAGGUUUUCUGUCCCAUUUGUGGCAAUAAGACUUUAAAGAAAGUCGCAGUUAGUUUGGAUGAAAAUGGACAACAAGUCAUUCAUAUCAACACAAGAAGACCUCUUACUGCAAAAUACAAAAACCAAAGUUUGCCACGAUUCAAGGGUGGCAAGCAUUCACGUAAUCCACUUCUCUUUGAAGAUCAACCAAUGCCCAGACAGAUGCCAUCACGUGUGGCCAAAACAAAAACCACUGCCUUGAAUGAAGACUACACAGCUGGGUAUUCUCCUUUCGUUAUGCGUGAUGUUGAUUCCAAGUCUGCCGUUUUGCGAUCACAGGGAAAUCUUAAAGAAUGGGCACGUAACAAUAAUUUCGAGGAAGACAGACGUCGGAAGCAUUAUAAUAGAUUGGUUAAAUAAAAUGGUUUAUUAUAUUUCUAGUAAAUAUUAUAACAUGAAUGUGAUUUUCUACUAGAAUCAAGUUGUACUUUGUUGUACAUCUUGGGUUCAAUUGAAUGAAUUAAUAAAAGGAGAUGAUUUUAUUGUCCAGCGAACUAA
Messenger RNA from Episyrphus balteatus (marmalade hoverfly), 1646 nucleotides. RefSeq names its product RNA-binding protein NOB1. The transcript is spliced from 3 exons. The coding region runs from base 75 to 1508 and encodes 477 amino acids. Gene Ontology annotation, molecular function: RNA endonuclease activity. Gene Ontology annotation, cellular component: preribosome, small subunit precursor. Gene Ontology annotation, biological process: ribosomal small subunit biogenesis; maturation of SSU-rRNA. Lineage: Eukaryota; Metazoa; Arthropoda; Insecta; Diptera; Syrphidae. The record is from RefSeq and is a predicted model, not a curated record.